GACGAACCUUUUACGAACCGUCAAUCUGCUCUGAGAAAUUUCCCUUCUCUCGAUCGAUCCCGCAACCAAAACCCGAUUCCAUACCGAUUUCCAGAGUUAGAUCGAAAAACCCAAUUCAUCGAUUCCCUUUAUUCGGUCGAUUUCUUGGUUUUUCUUUAUCGGAAAACCCGAUUCUCUUUCUGCCGAGCUGUUUUCUGCAGGAAACCGCUUUCCGAUUAUCUCUACUGAGGGAGAUGACGGAUUCUUGGAGAGGAAAUCAAGGGAUGAAUUCCCAGCAUGAAAUUACCAGAAUACCCUCGAGAUCGAAGAACAGAAGACCCCCUUCAGGGCCAUGGCAUCCUAGUGUGCCUCCUAGUGUGCCUUCAUGGGAGAAGAGAUUCUGCAGCUCUGUGUGCUCAAUUCCAUGGCGGAAACUCUGCGAGACAAAGAAAAUGAUGGAGUAUUGCUACAAAAACAUCGUCGACUGGAAUGACUCAGCUGGUGAAGAGGCAUUGCAGAAUGCAAAGGCCCGGUUCUGGGCCACAAUUAAUGGCCUUCCAUGCAAUAUCUCCCUGCCCGACCCAGACAUGUACAUCGACGAAGUCGACUGGAACUGCAGCAUCGACCCCGAGCUGGUGGCAGAUUUGGAACGGCAACCAUCUGUUGUUGAUGACGAGGAGAAGGAUGGGAAGCUUAGUUGGUUGGGCAAUGGCUGGGAUUCGAAUCAGCCCAUCCCAUGCACUGGAUGGGGCGAUGACCUGCAACCUCCCGUUGUUGAUGAUGGGAAAAAGGAUGGGAAACUCAGUUUUAGCAACGGCUGGGAUUCUUCCAUCUUGAAUCAGCCUGUUGUGUGCACUGGAUGGGAUGAUCCUGAUAAUGUAGUCCCACCCAUCAAUGAUUCUGCAGAGCCCGCUGGGGGAAAUUGCCAUAGCAAUGCUGAAAAUGGCAAUGUGUGGGAUAAUGAUGGUUGGGGAAGUCAGGAUGGAAGAGGUUAUGAGGGUAAUGGGUGGGAUUGCAGCGGCUGGGAAAAUAGAGCUGCCGCCGAUGAUUAUUCAUGGGGAAAUGGCCGUGAAAAUGGCCGUGGUAAUUCAUGGGGUUCAGGACAUUGGCAGAGUAAUGCUGGUGAGCCAAGGAAUUUGGAUAACCGAAGAAAUGGGCCAUGGGGGACGUGGAAUGGUAAUGGGCAGAGGCGAGAAGGGGGAGGCCGAUUUGGGUCCAGACAUUAUAAUACUCACAGGUUUCAAGCCGAUGAUUAUCAAAUGAAUGGCGGGGGGAGGAACUCUAGAGGGAGGAAGAGAGUUAGCUUUGUUCAUGAACGGCCAGACAUAAACAAGCGUCCAUUGGCCCCUUCCCAGUGGAAUGCGAUGCGUUCUUGUGGGCCGGUGACUCAUCAUGGACCCACCCAAUCGGACAGUGCAUGGAGGAGCUGGGAGAAGCCAGUUUCUUGAGGCGCUUUGGUCAGUUUUGCUUUGUUUGAGGUGAUCUUAGCGAUCUGUGUAUUCUAGCUAUUCGUUUAUUACUUAUUUUCCUUGCUCACAGACAGUUGCAGCGAGCUUAUUUCGUGUGUCGUGGUCAUGCUAUCCAGUUAGUUUUAUUCUUUUUGGAGUUGUGGGUUUUUGUUUUUGUUCUGUGGUUGUAAAACCAGCAACUUUAUAUAAUCAUUAAUGACGUUGGUUGCACCGAAUUUUAUGAAAAUUUAUUUUUGUUGAGUGAUGCUA
This is a messenger RNA of Magnolia sinica, 1697 nucleotides long. RefSeq lists its product as uncharacterized. Lineage: Eukaryota; Viridiplantae; Streptophyta; Magnoliopsida; Magnoliales; Magnoliaceae. The coding region runs from base 234 to 1427 and encodes 397 amino acids. The transcript has 2 exons. The record is from RefSeq and is a predicted model, not a curated record.